CACGGCGCAUCCAAACAGUCGCGUUAAUGUCGCUUUUUGUGAAUAAAAACACGUUGGAGGGUUAUAAUCUGCGCUCCUGACGCCUGCCUCCGGAGGUUUCUUCCUCCUGGCCGCGGCGGGCGCACAGCCUCUGCUUAUAUACCGCUGUCGUCGUUAGCCGAGUAUUGAGCUACCAGCUGACCUACUUUCUGCGCUCCCAGCCGCCCGCUCCUGUUUACAAGCCACAGCCGAGCCGAGGGAUGGGGAGCACCGCACCUGGGAAACCGACGGACGAGACCCGCCGCUAGCCUGGGAGACACAGGAAGACCGGAGUAACAAUUAAAAUCAGCCGAGAGUUGUGUUUUUUUUUUUUCUUUCUGAGAGGGGGAAUAAGUGAGGAGUGCGACAGCGGCGCAGUGAGGGACGCCGGGGCGCUCAGUAACAACGCGUUAAUAACUUGUUAUGCAAUUGAAGGGCUUUCGGUGAAUAAGCCGCUGCCACUUGAGCUGAGGCUUCUAUGUUGGAGUUUAAAGAACAAAAAUGACUGCCUCGGUGAAAGUGACCGAUGGCUCUUUAUUUCUGCCGGACGCUCGUUCUUCAGGAUUCUGUAUUCCUUCAGAGGAAUCGAGGAGGUGGUGGUCUAGUGGUCCCUUAUAGGUUUUUCCAAUAGUACGUUGCGACAAGUUGAGGACGGAUGGGACUUCCAAGACUUCAAAAGGGGCCUGGUUGGCAGAGGGAGUGAUUAUGGACAACCUUUCAGACUUCGGCGGCCCGUGCCCGUCCACCCUUAGAGAAUGGGAUACCAACAGCUGCGUGGAGGACUUAAUGGAUGAAGAUGAGAAGGACAGGGCAAAAAGAGCAUCUCGCAACAAAUCCGAAAAGAAAAGAAGAGACCAAUUCAAUGUGCUCAUCAAGGAGCUAUGCACCAUGCUGCAGGGUCAAGGCCAUCCACGCAAGAUGGACAAAUCCACCAUACUGCAGAGGACUAUUGACUUCUUACAGAAACAGAAAGACAUCACUGCGCAGAAUGAAAUUUGUGACGUGAAGCAGGACUGGAAACCCUCAUUCCUCAGUAAUGAAGAGUUCACUCAGCUCAUGUUAGAGGCCCUGGAUGGUUUCCUCGUUGCAUUGACAACAGAUGGCAACAUUAUAUAUGUGUCUGACAGCGUGUCGUCACUUAUUGGCCAUCUACCGUCAGAUAUGGUGGACCAAAAUAUCUUGAAUUUCCUCCCGGAGCGGGAACACGGGGAGGUGUAUAAGCUGCUAUCAUCCCACAUGCUGAUGACUGACCCCGUUGCUGCUGAUUUCCUUGACAGUGAGGCACAUAUUGAAUUUUGCUGCCAUCUAGCCAGGGGUAACAUUGACCCCAAAGAGCCUCCUGUGUACGAGUAUGUCAAGUUUGUUGGAGAUUUCAAGUUUCAUAACAAUGUGCCUACAUCUUCUUGUAACGGGCAUGAACUGACGUUACCGAGAAGCCUGCAGUCGUCGCUGGAGGAGCAGGUCUGCCUCAUAGCAACUGUACGAUUAGUCACUCCACAGUUCCUGAAGGAUUUGUGCAACGCGGAUGAUCCUUGUGACGAAUUCACGUCCAGACACAGCCUUGAGUGGAAGUUCCUGUUUUUAGAUCACAGAGCAUCACCAAUCAUAGGCUAUUUACCCUUUGAGGUUCUUGGAACUUCGGGCUAUGAUUACUAUCAUGUGGAUGACUUGGAGCUAAUAGCCCAGUGUCACAAGCAAUUAAUGCAGUUUGGGAAGGGUAAAUCCUGCUAUUAUCGCUUCCUGACCAAGGGACAGCAGUGGAUUUGGCUGCAGACUCAUUAUUACAUUACUUACCACCAGUGGAACUCCAAACCCGAGUUCAUUGUCUGCACUCACACCGUUGUCAGUUACGCCGAAGUGCGAGCCGAACGGAGGAGAGCUUUCGGUCUGGAGGAGCUUUCGCCACCUGAGAUCGCGCCGUCCUCUGUGAAGGCUCAGGAGCUGUACUUGGACAUCUGCUCAACCCUGGAUGCCAAGAGGGACAGAAACAGCGGUGCACGUUCGGUGUCCUCCCACAGCUCUCGGAAAUCCUCCCACACUGCCCUGUCGGACUCUUUGUCAGCAAACUCCUACACAGAGGCCUGCACGCCAUCGUGGCCGUCGGCUUCCGUCGGAGCUGAGAAGACACCUGCCAGACUCCAGCCCAGCGACUCAAAGCAGCAGCAAUCACAACAGCAACCACAGCAGCAGCAACAACAACAACAACAACAGCAGCAGCAGCAGCAGCAGCAGCAGCAGCAGUCUUCUGCGUAUCAGCUGCAGCAGCCUCAGCUCGGCGUAAUGAACCAGCUGAAAGAACAACUGGAGGAGAGGACGCGCAUUCUGCAGGCCGACAUCAAGACGCAGCAGCAGGAGCUGCACGACAUUAAGGAGAAGCUCCAUCUGGCUAAUCUACAGAUGCUGUUACAGCAGCCUAUCCAAAAUGACUUCAGUCAGGCCCAAUCGCAGCAGCAGCAGCAGCAGCAGCAGCAGCAGGGCCCAGGAAGGCCAGCGCAGCAGAACCAGAACCAGAACCAGAACCAGAACCAGAACCAGUCCGGUGUCAUCAGGCAGCACUCAGGCCAACCGAAACCAGCGACCUGUGGGGCUCACAGUUCAUCUCCACACUCUUCUCUGAGAGAAAACACCUCACCGUCCACACAGGUUCAGCAGAGGAUCGCUCGGAGCCGGCAGACCCAGUCAGUGAGUUUACCGAUGCAGACGAACACGAGCCUGACGACGCCCUUCUACAGCAACCCUAUGAUGUUCUCCCAGACCAACACGAGGCCUCAGCAGGAGACAAACCAAAGACAGACAGAUAACCAGUUCAGCCACGAUGGACAACUACGGAUGCUUCUCAAACAGCCGAUGCAGACUCUAGUUCCUACCAGCAGCGUCACUUCACAGCCCUCCCAGUGCAACAUGGGCAUCUCCCAAACUCUGUACAGCUUGGAGCAGCCCAUCACCUCGUUUACCAUGCAACAGGUCAACUGCAACGCUGUGCUCGUGCCCUCCCCCGUCUUCACCUCCCCCAUAAUGAUCCCGCACAACACCUUCAUCACACACCAGGCCCAGUCGGCCUACAACAGCCAGCCUCAGGCCUCCCAGCACUCCGUUCAGCUCCCGCAGCCCCAGCAGUUCUUUCAGAUGGCUCAAGGACUCGUGCAUGGAGGAUCCGCUCCAGCUUUCCUACACACCACUAAUGUCCCACAGCAAGGCACCAUGGGAUACAUUCAGCAGCAGCCACAAACGCAGCAACUGCCACUGGCACAGCAGCAGCAGCAACCACAGCAGCAGCAGCAGCAGCAUCAGCAGCAAAGGCAGUACCAACAUUCCCAAAACCAGGCAGGCAGCGUUUCAGACUUCAGGAACAUGCUGACUCGGUAGCACUGAGGACUUGCUCGUAGCGCUGAGGAUCUGCCUCUGUGACGCCGCCCUGCAGGCGGCAGCAUGUUGUGAAGCUCCCUGAUUCAGGAGGAGCCGGGUUGCAACGUCGUCACAGUGACGCCACUAGCAGAGGCUGCACCGACCCAACGCCACCUGCGAGAUCCGCGGACAAUCUGAGGUGUCGGGUCUUCGCCAGGAGGCCACAUUGCACUCAGUAGAACAGCCGUGAACACAAGUGGAUUAUCAAAGCUGUUUGAAAAAAAAAAAAAAAAACACUUUAACGACAUGUGGAGGUUUUCUUCUAGCAAAGUUCUCAUUUAGGUGUUUGCACUUUGGUACCCCCCUUUCUACCCAAAAGUAGAAUAUUUAUUUAUUUUUUACCUGAGACCAAACUUUCUGCUCUGUUCUCAAGCUCCUCCUGUGGCGUGAUGGUGAACUGCUCGUAUUCAGACUAUUUCCAAAGAAAGAGAGCCAAACGUGAGUCACGCUGUCCCCUCUAGAACCACGAUUUAGGCACGUCCAGUCACUACAGCAGAGCUUUACAGGACGCAACAAACGGUGCGACUACCACUUUUAUCAAAGGGCGGGUUUGAUGUAACGCGCUACAGCGGGAAGCCGGAGGUCUAUCUAGAUUUUUAAAGCCUCAAUCUGAAGGAGCGAGGGGUGCUGUAGCGGCUCCACCACCGGUCUCACAGAAGGACCACAGAGCUCAGAAACGGAAAGCGACCACUGCAGCAGCAGCAGCUCUCAGCUAGCCGAGAGGCGGGGAGGAGGAAUCGUGCCUUCAAACGUAAUGACGUUCAUGUUGUGGUUUGAUAGGUUGUGCCUGAUUAUGGCUUUAAAAAUCCAGCUCAGGUCUGUUUGGAAUAUAAAAGGUAUAUUUUCAUAAGAGCGUCAUUUGUUACUAGAAGAGAAGACAUGCAGAGAUUUUUCUAAUGGAUAGAUUGCACACACACACACACAUAUAUAUAUAUAUAUAUA
Messenger RNA from Fundulus heteroclitus (mummichog), 4365 nucleotides. It is a transcript of the gene npas2, whose product is annotated as neuronal PAS domain protein 2. Gene Ontology annotation, biological process: circadian regulation of gene expression; regulation of transcription by RNA polymerase II. The transcript is spliced from 21 exons. The coding region runs from base 724 to 3384 and encodes 886 amino acids. Gene Ontology annotation, cellular component: cytoplasm; CLOCK-BMAL transcription complex; nucleus. Gene Ontology annotation, molecular function: DNA-binding transcription factor activity, RNA polymerase II-specific; protein dimerization activity; RNA polymerase II cis-regulatory region sequence-specific DNA binding. The record is from RefSeq and is a predicted model, not a curated record. NCBI's taxonomy places the organism in Eukaryota, Metazoa, Chordata, Actinopteri, Cyprinodontiformes, Fundulidae.